This is a messenger RNA of Formica exsecta, 3859 nucleotides long. Its product is annotated as transcription factor Sp9-like. Gene Ontology annotation, biological process: regulation of transcription by RNA polymerase II. Gene Ontology annotation, molecular function: RNA polymerase II cis-regulatory region sequence-specific DNA binding; DNA-binding transcription factor activity, RNA polymerase II-specific. NCBI's taxonomy places the organism in Eukaryota, Metazoa, Arthropoda, Insecta, Hymenoptera, Formicidae. The transcript has a single exon. The coding region runs from base 328 to 1071 and encodes 247 amino acids. The record is from RefSeq and is a predicted model, not a curated record.
GCCCUCGGCCUGGAAGCGGGCGGAUGGGGUGCUCUGGUGGAGCGGACGAGCGGUGGCAGCGGCAGCGGCAGCAUCCUCGGCGGCUUCACCGGCCUGGCUGGAUUGGCGCGUCGCUGCGGCGUCUGCCUGGCGACGUUCCCGUCGCCGUGGCUGCUGGAGCGUCACGCGUUGCUCCAGCACGCCGGCCAGACCAGCGACGACAAGCCGUUCACGUGCGAGCAAUGCGGCCAGCGUUACCGCUAUCGGUCCGCCUACGUCAAGCACCGCGAGCAGAAUCAUCGCGCUCGGCUACCGGCCGACAAGCUGUUCACCUGCGACGUGUGCGGCAUGCAGUUCAGGUAUCUCAAAUCCUUUAAGAAGCACCGUCUCAAUCACGCUCUCGAGCGGCUGCAGCGCGCGCCCGAGUCGCAGAGCACCGCCGUCGUGGUCGUCUCGGCGCCGGCCGAGCGUAGCGACCAGGUAUCUAGCACCGGCGAGCCGUCCCAGGUGGAGACCGGCAGCGACACCACGAAUCCAGGCGACGUCGAGGAGAUACGCGGCGUCUUCUCCGAAAGCGUCCGCGGUGACGAGACGAGCGUCUCGGAGACCGCGAGCGUCCAGGAGAAUCUCGGCGAUGCGGUGGAGGUGCAGAUAACGGAGACAACCGCGGCCGCCGGAAUCGGCGGAGGCGGUAUCGGCGGCGGCGGCGGAGGUACCAGCAACGAGGUCGGCGACGUCGACGACAACGCCGUCGAUGACGAUCGGUCCCACGAGCCUAGCGAGGCGAUGAUCAGCCUCGCUCGUAGCGGAACUCGCGAGGCCGAUCGGCGCGAGCGCCGCUUCGCUUGUCCCUUCUGCGGCAAGUGCGUCAGGUCCAAGGAGAAUCUCAAGCUACACGUGCGCAAGCACACCGGCGAACGGCCGUUCGUCUGCCUGUUCUGCGGCCGUGCCUUCGGCGGCAAGAGCGACCUUACGAGGCACCUGCGCAUCCACACCGGCGAACGGCCGUAUCACUGCGAGAUGUGCGGCAAAUGCUUCGCCCGAGCCGACUAUCUCUCCAAGCACCUCACCACGCACAUUCAUCAGCGCUAACGCGAUCGCAGCUCGGCUUACUAGCCAUCUCGGUAUCCUCGAAGCCGAGCAGCGAGCAAUGUUCCUCUUUCUCUCCGGGGCGACUCUCGAGGGUUAAUAUUGUAAAAAAAAAAUUGCACGCCAAGAUAAUAUUAUGUAAUACGUUGAAACGAAUUGAACGACAUUUACCGCGCGCUCAAUUGCAUGGUAUCGAGAGCGACUGGCGGGUAAUAAGUAUCUAGUCAAUUUACGCGCUCAACUGUAAUAAAUUUUCUCUAAUUAUGGUAUUUGAAGGAUAGAAACUCAUGUCGCGUUUAAUUCUGCGAUUAAGCUACCGCAAAGUGGUAGCGGCAAUAAUCUUUUUGGCGUUGUUCAACCAACAGGGACGCUUCUCAAGCGCCGCUUCGGCGCUUCGAUAAAGCACAUUAAAAUUGAAAUCUUCGAGUAUUUGAUUGUUCACCAUUAAAAGAUUAUCCCUCGAGUCUCAGUCCGCGACGAUCACGGCUAACCGUUAUCGAGCGAAAAUAAUUUCGCUUGUAAAGAGUACGGAGAGUCGGAUAAAAUCACUAAGGGACUCCUUACUGAGAGAAAAUAGAGGCAAAUGAGAGAGAUAGAAACCCGGUCCCAUCCAUCUUAACAACCGGCCCAACAAGACGCGUCAAUUACGGAGAGAAUAGAAACAGUGUGUAAAACAGCGCGAUUAAGCGCGAUCUCUCAUCGCUACGACCCACCAGUAGUACGUCCGACGAUGAUUUCUUGGAAUACACGACAGUGAGACUAACUUGUGAUAAGGAAUAUGAGAAACCAAGAGAAGAAAAAGAAAAAACCAAAGAACGCAACGACGCGGCGGGCGAAAGCCGACGGUCAAAGGCUUCUUUUUGUUGUCUUUUUCGUCUUCGUGCUCUCCAUCGACAAAGUGAUAUAUUUGUAAUGUAAUAGCUUAACCUCGAUAUACUCGGUGUGUACUCGAUAUGUAAUAUAAUUCGCGAUGAUAAUGCCGCGUGUGCGAUAACGAUAAUUUCUCUCUACGCUGCAGCUCCGUGCAAACGCGAACACGUCGACGGACCUUUUUCACUUUUACACGGAUGAUAUUCGAUUCCGCAUAAUUAGUUGAGAGAUUCUACUGAUAAUGAAUUCACACUUUUCUCUCGAGAACUCGAUCAGAUUAAUUUCAAAGGAAUCGAGAAAAGAAAAUAUGGAAUUGAAUUUUUAUUUUAAAAUUCUCUUAAUUAGAUAUCUCUCUUUAAUUAAAUAUUCUUAACUCUUCUUCUCUCCGAAAUUAAUUUUUCUCAAGUUGUUAGAGUGGGUUAAAAUCUUCAGGACUCUCCUCGACUCGAGGAACAUUUUUUCACCGCGAAAAAUAUACUUUCGACAAUUGGCGUACACGCGUGCACGGCAUGUUCGUGUCUAUGGAAACCGAGACAAGUUAUUAAAGUCCCGCAAUACCUACUCCAGACAUCUUUGAUUAUGUUGUCAGAGGCAAGGUGAGGCACGCAAACGACUUUUCGUGAUGAACUUUUUAAAAGCUAGGGAGUUUCUGGCCUAUUUUAUUAAUCUACUUUUUGCCACGAGCAAACGUAUGAUAUAAAACCCGAUCGAAUCAUAUCGCGGAAAGGAUUAGAGGUUUAAAAUAUUGAUAUGCAAUAUCGGGAGAUGUAAGUUUCGAUAUUUCUUCAACAAAAUAUUUUUUUCCGAAAAACAAAUGCUAUUUAUUCAAUCUAUUAACACACACAGAAAUAUACAUUUAUAUUAUAUACUCAUCAUUGAUUUCGAGAAAUGAAUAGAAUCUUUCUGAAGAUAAAAAUAAAAAAUUUUCUUUUAUAUCAUAUAAUAAUAAAAAUGGGAUACAUUUUGUUUUGAGAUUCCAUCAAUCCAUAGAGGAUUAAAUUAUUUAUCGAACAGCUAUUUCCGCGAUGGCGUUCAUCAUCCGUGUAAAACGACGUGUUCGACGUUGGCACCGAUCGGGAGGGCGAGAAAGCCUCCCGGAAAGCGUUGCCGGUGCCUUUGAAUUCUCGAAUGAACGAAUGAAUAAUCCUUUCCUUGAUGAUGCGGAUAGCAAUAAUAUAUAAUAUCUAUAUAUCUUUCGUUUCUCCCGCGCCACAGAGACACCACAGCGCGAUUUAGGUUUGUCGUCGGGAGCCGCGAAGUAGCGUCUUGUUGCACGGUCUAUAUUCGGUCCUUCCAAAAGUCCUCUCCACUUACAGUCGCUAUCCAUUCUCUCCUAGAUAUUGAUAUAUGUGUAUAUACGCUAAAUAUACCUACCGUACAUACAUAUACAAUAACAACACGCUGUCCAGUUAUGCGCGAGCGCAGAACGAGAGUGGCCGGCUCAUUCUCUCGGGAUCGGUCUCGUAAGUAGCUUUAACUUUCGACCACUUCAUAAACCAAGUCCGAUUGUGCGAUCUCGUUGCGAGAGGGAUAGGAAGAGAGAGAGAGAGAGAGAGAGAGAGAGAGAAACGAUGGGAGCCGUUUCUUAGAGAAACUUGAGCAAACUCGAAGGAUCAUUUACGAGGCCGAAUCCCUCUACUUGGUCAGAACACUUACUUAGCCCUUAAGUGAUAUACCUAUAGUGUACUUGCUACUCUGUGUACUCUCGCGCACUCUCCAAAGUACGCGAAACGAAGUUGAAUAACGAAGGUGCUAUCUAACGAAUAGGGUUGAUCGCCAGAUGCCGGCCGGCCGGUACCUCGAGAGACGAGAAACGUGAAGACGAAACACGGCGAGGAGAAAAGAGUAAGGAAAAGCUCUACAUUGCCAGCUAAUAUCUACCGUGCCAAAAGAAGGAACUGUUUAGCGAAAAAAAAAAAAA